Molecule: messenger RNA, 2013 nt
Organism: Aspergillus wentii DTO 134E9
Lineage: Eukaryota; Fungi; Ascomycota; Eurotiomycetes; Eurotiales; Aspergillaceae
Product: Zn(II)2Cys6 transcription factor
Exons: 5
Coding region: 1-2013 (670 amino acids)
Biological process (GO): DNA-templated transcription; regulation of DNA-templated transcription
Molecular function (GO): DNA binding; zinc ion binding; DNA-binding transcription factor activity, RNA polymerase II-specific
Source: RefSeq, a predicted model, not a curated record
AUGCCACCAUCUGCAAAGAAGAGCCGUGAGAAUAAGACAUCGCGGGGUAGAUACACGUCCAAGGCAUGCGAGGAAUGUCGACGACGGCGGGCCAAGUGCGAUGGAGAAAGGCCAUCCUGCUCUCGCUGUGUCGAUCGAGAUAUCCCGUGCCAGUAUUCUGGCGUUGAAGAUGGCCGGAAACCAGCGCCCAAAUCAUACGUGCUGCUUCUCCGCGAACGCAUCACCUCACUGGAGAAUCUAUUGAGAAAGCACGGAAUCGAUCCGAAUUCUGCUGAUCACGCUAUUCCAGAUGAAUUGACUGAGCAUAUUCCUCACGAUGGCCAGAUCACGGAUGGAAAUGAUUCCGCAUUAGAAGACCUGUGCGGCACCUUUGAAGGGUGUCUAACACUGGACGACUCGUUGAACUUCGAUCAAGACGGCGAAAUGCGAUACUUCGGACCAACAAGUGGUCGUCUCCAGUUUCCUCUCUCCGGGGCAGACUUGAAUCUACCGGGUUUGGGCAAGUCACAUAUCGACGGCUACUCGGAUCUUGCAGAUGCGGGUAUAUCAACCGAUCUGCAGUCGGAGUUGAUCGAUCUGUAUUUCAAAUGGGAAGGGCCGAUAGCUCCCAUCGUCGAUGAGGGUCUAUUCCGUGCCAGCUUGGUGAAUAAGACACAAAGCUUCAGUCCGCUUCUGUUGAACUGCAUUUUGGCCGUUGGAUCUCGGUUUUCCGAUGAUGUCCAUGUUCGAUCGGAUCCAAACAACCACAAUACAGCCGGCAAGAUGUUUCUGGAAAAGGCUAGAAUAUUUCUCUAUUAUGAGCUUGAGAAGCCUAGUUUGACUACUAUCCAGUCAUUACAUAUCAUGGGAAUGGUUUAUUAUGCAAUGGGUGCAGAUUCCGCUGGAUGGCUCCAUACGGGAAUGGCAAAUCGACUGGCCUUGGAUAUGGGGUUGAAUAUGGAUCCGUCUGCUUUUGAAGAUACAACUUCCAUCUCCACGCAGGAAAUUGAACAACGGAGGCGGAUUUACUGGACGCUGUAUUGCCAUGAUAAACUGUCAGCCAGCUACUUUGGACGGGUCUGUUCUUUUCUGGACUGUCAAGGAGCAGUUAAUAUGCCCUCUGAUCCGUUCCUCAAUGCGUUGAUUGGACUGUGUCAGAUAUUAGAAAAGAUCUUGUGUUCCUUAUGGGGACUUAAACCCUCGCUUCGCGUGUCUGAACGACCCCCCUUUCUUCGAACUUGCAUGUUACGCCUCAGAUCCUGGUUCUACGAUCUCCCUCCGUCUCUACGAAUCGACCAACCGAACGACCUCCCCCAAGCAUAUACCCUCCAUAUGAUCUACUACACCACCAGAAUCCUUCUCGCAAAACGCUUCCUCGCAGACCCAACCCACCGACACACUCCAAAUGACGAAUCAACCACCCAGGCUACGCCACUGGCACGGUCUAUAUGCAAUGAAUCCGCCAGAUCGUACUGUUCAGUCGCGUACAAGUACCGCCAGCAAUUCGGUGGUUUCCGUCUCAGUCCCCUGACAGCGACGUAUUGCACGCUAUCUGCGGCGUUGGUGUUUCUCGGGGAUAUUCAUCGGGUUGGAGAAAUGCCUAAUAGCCGUGCAUCGCUUGAGCUGUGCUUGAAGGUUCUGUAUGAGCUUGCUCCGGCUUGGAGUCCUGCGUGCCAUAUUUUUAAGAAUCUGCAGAGGUUGUAUCAGAAAUCGAUUGAUCCGGAUCCAUCCACCACUGGUAUUGGAGAAGUCGAACCAGCUCUGAUUGGUAUCAAUGACAUCACAGUUGGUGAUUCACUAUUCACAUGGCCUGGUGAUAUGGCAUGGCUUCAAGGAACCCCGUAUGAGCAUGUGUCGGUAUUUCCAACAGGACCGGAGUUUCAAGUGCCGAACUCAUUCAACACACCUGAUAUAAACGGCUUUGACCCUCUUCUAUAUGAUUGCCGAACAGCAGACUGCGAUCUCUUCGAACUCCUGAGCUCCGAGUUUGAGCAAAACCAAUCGACCAACAUCUGGCAUCAGCAAACACUUUAA